CGCCGGCUGCGUGGGGUUUCGGGCGCCGGGGGUAAAGCACUGCGCGCUCUCGCCGCGGCCCGGGUGGAGUUCCCAGUUCGGUCUCCGAACCCGCUCGCCCUUUCCAGCUUCCCCGCGACUCCUGGGUCCGGUCCUUUUGGAGGAGGGGGGUCAAGGGCUGGGCCUCGGAGCCUCAAGCGCGUCCGAGCAGGCUCAACGCUCUGGCUCCGGGCUGCCGGGCGAGGGGCGCGGUGUGAGGGCCGGGGCCCGGGCGGCGCGCGGGGGCUGCAGGAAGCGAGGGCAGCCGGGGCUCGGCCCCCGCUCCGCCCGGGUAGAGACACCCGGAAACGGAUUCACCGCUUCAGUGGCCGUGCGAGCCGGGAGCCUCGGAGGGGGGCGGGCGGCUGCUGAGUAAUCCCCGCGGCGGCGGCGGCGGCGGCGGCGGGAGGCGGUGGCCUUGGCGCCCACGUCCCCGCCGCGCGCGCUGCAGCCCGGCCCCGGCUCCUCCCUCCGCGCCCGCCCACCGCGCCCGCGCCCCGUGCAGGUAGAACCGGGCUCCGGGCGCGCGCGGGGGCCGCAGCGGCUGCCACUCCACCUCGCCUCGGCCCCGCGCAGAGCUUCGCGCGCCCAUGGCCGGCUCGGAGCAGCAGCGGCCGCGGCGGCUGGACGACGGAGACGCGGCGGCGGCUCCCCUGCAGGACGCGGAACUGGCCCUCGCCGGCAUCAACAUGCUGCUUAACAACGGCUUUCGGGAGUCGGACCAGCUCUUCAAACAAUACAGAAAUCAUAGCCCGUUAAUGAGUUUUGGAGCCAGCUUUGUCAGUUUUUUGAAUGCCAUGAUGACAUUUGAGGAAGAAAAAAUGCAGUUGGCGUGUGAUGACUUAAAAACUACAGAAAAGCUGUGUGAAAGUGAAGAGGCUGGAGUAAUUGAAACAAUCAAGAAUAAAAUUAAGAAGAAUGUUGAUGUCCGAAAAUCUACCCCCUCUAUGGUUGAUCGGCUUCAGAGGCAGAUAAUCAUAGCUGACUGUCAAGUUUACCUGGCUGUGCUCUCGUUUGUAAAGCAAGAAUUGUCAGCAUAUAUAAAAGGUGGGUGGAUCCUUAGGAAAGCCUGGAAGAUUUACAAUAAAUGCUAUCUGGACAUCAACGCCCUUCAGGAGCUGUAUCAGAAGAAGCUAACAGAAGAGCCUUUGACUUCUGAUGCUGCAAAUGAUAACCACAUUGUGGCUGAAGGGGUGUCUGAGGAGUCUCUGAACAGACUGAAAGGUGCUGUGAGCUUUGGAUACGGCCUUUUUCACCUUUGCAUAUCCAUGGUGCCCCCAAACCUGCUCAAAAUCAUCAACCUGCUGGGUUUUCCUGGAGACCGCCUGCAGGGGCUUUCUUCACUGAUGUAUGCAAGCGAAAGUAAGGACAUGAAGGCCCCUUUAGCUACAUUAGCGCUGCUCUGGUAUCAUACUGUGGUCCGCCCAUUUUUUGCCUUGGAUGGCAGUGAUAACAAAGCCGGCCUGGAUGAAGCAAAGGAAAUUCUUCUCAAAAAAGAAGCUGCUUAUCCAAACUCUUCCCUCUUUAUGUUUUUCAAGGGACGCAUACAACGACUAGAGUGUCAAAUCAACAGUGCCUUGACUUCCUUCCAUACUGCUCUGGAACUUGCAGUAGACCAGAGAGAAAUCCAGCAUGUUUGUCUCUAUGAAAUUGGUUGGUGCAGCAUGAUAGAGCUGAAUUUCAAGGACGCGUUCAAUUCCUUUGAGAGGCUAAAAAACGAGUCCCGGUGGUCCCAGUGCUAUUAUGCCUACCUAACUGCAGUUUGCCAGGGAGCCACCGGUGAUGUGGAUGGGGCACAGAUUGUCUUCAAAGAAGUUCAGAAGCUCUUCAAAAGGAAAAACAAUCAGAUUGAACAGUUUUCUGUGAAAAAGGCAGAGAGAUUUCGGAAACAAACCCCAACCAGAGCUCUCUGCGUGCUGGCAUCCAUUGAAGUGUUGUACUUGUGGAAGGCCCUCCCCAACUGCUCCCCCCCCAACCUACAGAGGAUGAGUCAAGCUUGCCAUGGAGUAGAUGACUCAUCUGUCGUUGGAUUAAAGUAUUUGCUUCUUGGUGCCAUACACAAAUGUCUAGGGAACUCAGAAGAUGCUGUUCAGUUCUUUCAGCGAGCUGUCAAAGAUGAAUUGUGUCGUCAGAAUAACUUAUACGUUCAGCCAUAUGCUUGCUAUGAACUUGGCUGUCUUCUAUUAGACAAACCAGAGACUGUAGGAAGAGGCAGAGCUCUCCUUCUUCAAGCAAAGGAGGAUUUCUCUGGCUACGACUUUGAAAACAGGUUGCAUGUCCGCAUUCAUGCUGCCCUGGCCUCAAUGAGGGAACUGGUUCCUCAGUGACAGACCCCAAGUUCCUGCUGUGUCCCUCCCCAAUACAGGUUCUGCACUUUAAAAGCAGAGCACACCGCUCUUUCGAAGAUCAGCUUUUCUUCCGAAAACCACCUGGGCCCAGGACACAUUUCCUCAGUUAGGCUGAUGUAUUAAAGAUCUCCUCUUUUAAACACAUAGCUUAAAAAAAAAAUGAUGAUAAUGAUGGUAGUAAUAAUAACUAACCACCCGGGGAGAGGGUUAAGUGACCUUGUUCAAACAUUUUAGUUUUGUGAUUUAUUAUUUUUAAAAUAAAAGUAAACUAAAUAUUCAACCUGCGAUCUUGUAGGAAUGCCUACCUGAAGCACACAUCUGACUGGGUAACACAAAGUACCUGUAAAAUUAUUAACAGUAUCACAACAUAGCAUUUAUAUUGUGUUUUGAAAAAAUAGCAAUGCUUUCCAGUUUUACUUUAUCCUCAAACUAUUCCAGUGAGUAACAGCACAGAUAUGCUAAUCUCCAUUGUCCAGAAAAUGAGACUCAGGCACAAAAAAGCAAAUUGACUUAUUCCAAUUAGUUAUUCCUCUUAUUAUAGAGUCUUGAAUAGAAUGCAGGUCUCCUGACCACAGACCAAAUAAUUCUUCUAUUGUAAAAACAAAUAUGUUAAUAACCCAGAAUUCCAUGUUUUCCUUAUUUAAAAAAAAAAUACUUCUCAGCUGAAAUGUCAUCAAAAUAUUUAUCUCCAGAUUGUCUACAAAAAUGCUUCAAAGGACAAACACUUUUUUCCCUUUGAAAGCCAACAACAUGAAAGCAAAUAGAAGAUAGUUUUACAGCCCACAGUAUAGCUGUUUAGCGAAUGUAUUAGAAGACCUAGACUACAGACAGGAUUAAUGAUACCUGCAGUGUAGGGGUUUCCCUUCCUUUGUGAUUUAUUGUCUAAUUUCCAGGUUUUGGAACCUUUUCAGCAAAUUGCAUGAAAAGGCUGUUCUUGAAAGCACACAGAUUUUUUUGCCUCAAAGUAUUUGCUGGUGAAGGAUUUGCUGGGCUGUCUGUUGCCAGGAUUUAAUCACUUUCCCCUUAGCUCAGGUUAUUGAUAUUGUAAAUAGACCUCAAAGUUAUUUUUUAAUCCUUUGUUGCUAAUUUUUAUUGUCAUUGAAUUUACCUCUUUGUUCAGUACUGCAUACCUGUGUUUUCCAAGAAUCUAAAUACCUCAGUCAUUUUAGAAUUUAUGUCAUCAAUUUGUGACUAACCUGGAUCAAUCUUAAGGGUAGUUAUUUUUCAAAUUUCCAGUGCCCUAUAGAAUAUCCUCUUGGGGUGUCAUUUAAUUUUACAUAUCCUUUUAGCUGAAGUAUGAUCUCAUAGAACAUCAACAGUUUUAAUAUUUCACUUAAAAACAAACAUGGGAGGGUCAGCUAGAGCUUUUGCAGCUUUAAUCUACUUAAUCAGGUUUUGAGGGAAUAAUAGUUUCUUAAAAAAAAAAUGCUUGCUCCUCACUGACUUUGGCUGAACUUGCUUCAUGUUUUUUCCCUUACAAAAUGCUUAUUAACGUUGACUUUCUUUCUAGUGGGACUGCUGCAUGGGUUUUAGAUGCUAGCCAGAGAGAAAAGAUGCCUACUUACUUUCAUGAAUGGGAAGAUCCAGGAGCCAGGUAGAUGCCUUCUGAAGGGAAAAAUUGGUGUCUAAAAAUUUUAGAUACCUGGUUUGAAGGAAAGGAUGUUAUGAAUCUUUAAAAUAUGGCUCUCGCCAUUUUCAUGUCCUCUUGGUUAUAGUUUAUAUGGCAGAUUUCUCAGUAAUGAUUGUGGAGCGUUUGGAAUAAUGAAGUUCUUGCUCCAGUAUUCAUACUUACUUGAAUUUUCAGAUCAGGUAUUGUUCAAACUACUUAUUAUUCAGUAGUAAAAGAGUACAUAAGGCUCCAUACUUUUCUGCUUUAACUGCUUUAAAACUUCUUGUUUUUCCAGAGAGAUCUCAGGAUUUCAAAUAAAUCUGUGUUCAGUUCACUUCACUGAAUACACAUGAUUGCAACACUGUUCAGUGAGUCGUCUUUACUAGUCCAUUUAUAGAUCUGUUUAUAAACUGUCUCUGCUAGGUUUGAUGCAGGAUAGCCCUGGCGGUUUAUCUGGGAACCUGGUGGUAGAGCUCCAAGAGGGGGUAGACAGUGGUUCUGAAAAUACUAAAAUAACAAAACUGCACUGAGUACACGAAGCCAUUAGAUUCACUGAAAUCUGAGUACAUUAUUGAGUGGAGUAAUUUAUAACAGUCUGGCCUGCGUGCCGUGACUUAUCCAACCUUUGAGUUACUGUUAUCUGCCUGGAAACCUAGUUUGGUGUAAAUUGCUCUUUACCCUUCUCUGAUGAAGAAAAUAAUCAAUAAUCAUGUUUGCA
This is a messenger RNA of Cervus elaphus (red deer), 4693 nucleotides long. It is a transcript of the gene TTC39C, whose product is annotated as tetratricopeptide repeat domain 39C. The record is from RefSeq and is a predicted model, not a curated record. Lineage: Eukaryota; Metazoa; Chordata; Mammalia; Artiodactyla; Cervidae. Bases 609 to 2345 code for a protein of 578 amino acids. Gene Ontology annotation, biological process: otolith morphogenesis; cilium assembly. Gene Ontology annotation, molecular function: protein binding. The transcript has 14 exons.